CCUUGGCUUGCCUUGGCGACCAUCGCUCUGGGGCUGUCAGGGAGGGCUCUUUUCAGCGCAUUCUGGGGGUGAAUCUCCGAUGGAAAUGUUUUUGUUCAGUUAAGAACAGAAAAUAUCUACUUUAAAAUUACAAUUAUCAGGAAUGGUGCACAAAACGGCAUACCUCUACAUGUUUCUAAACACUGUGGUCGACGAGAGAACGAUGCAUUCAGCUACUAUUUCUACGUGUUACUUGAAGACAAACGUGUGGAGCUGAAAAUAAAAGAAGGAAGUAUAGUGCACCCAGAGAAUGAAAAGGCAUGGACUGGAAAAAGUAGAAAGUAAACACAUUUUGCUGGUUUAGUAGGGCAGCAAGAUGCAAGGGUGUAAUGGCAGUCUAACUUUGAGAUGAUAAGUGCAUGAAAUAGUGUCUGAGCUGCAGAGUGAGACGGUUUGAUUGUGUCAAUAAAUGGAUAAAAUGGGCAAGAUGUGGAACAACUUGAAAAACCGUUGCCACAACCUAUUCCAUUCCGAAAAUACUAGCAAAAAUGAAAACAGCCUGGAUGUAAACUUCAUUGGGUGCUCUUUGGAGCAGCCCAACAGUAUUUGCCUUUCUGAGUUACCUUCCCAAGCAACAGCUAGCACUCAUCAGAGACUUUGUCCUUUGCCGCUGGUUUCUGACAACCUCCAGAACGUGCCACGAAGGAACCAGAAUUGUGUCUCUGAUAUUCCUCAGAUCAUGGAGAUCACAAUAGACAAAGAUUUUGAAGAUCUGCGAGCAGCAGCAAGCACUCGAUUGGCUCGCAGGGAUUCUUACUCAAGGCAUGCUCCUUGGGGGAGCAAGAAAAAACACUCCUGCUCCACCAAGACACAGAGUUCCCUGGAGACUGAUAAGCACUUUAGCAGGACACGAAAUGGUCUGCAGAGACGGGAGAGAAGAUUAGGAGUCAGUUCUGUACAUGAUAUGGAUUCCACCUCUACUCGGACUCUAAACGUAUGCUCCUUCCGACAGCGUUUACAGGACACUGUAGGUCUCUGCUUUCCAAUACGUUCCCGCUCUCGGUCUUCCAAAGUGACAUUUUCAGCAAAGAGGAAGAUCCACUUGUCUGAGCUCCUGCUUGAAAAAUGCCCUUUUCCUGCAGGUUCAGAUCUUGCCCAAAAGUGGCAUCUCAUUAAACAGCACACAGCUCCUGUUAGCCCCCAGUCUGCCACUUUGCUUGAUGCCUUUGCCUCUACAGAAGAUGAAGAAGACAGACUGCGGGAGAGGAGGAGGCUCAGCAUUGAAGAGGGGGUCGAUCCACCUCCCAAUGCUCAGAUCCACACAUUUGAAGCCACAGCACAGAUUAAUCCUUUAUAUAAGCUGGGACCAAAGCUACCGCCAGGGAUAGGGGACAUAACUGGGGACAGUAGGAGUUCUGCAAUUGUAAAUUCAGUACCUGUGGGAAGUGUGACAGCAGGGCCACAGCAAGCUGCGCCUUUGCUUACGGAUUUUGAUUCAGAGGAAGAUGCAACAACUUUGUGCUUGCAGUCACGUAGGCCAAAGCAAAGGCAUACAUCUGGAGAGAGCCAUUAUUGCCGUCAAGGACCUUGGAAGGUUCACACACAAAUAGAUUUUAUUCACUGCCUGGUACCAGAUCUACUGCAGAUCACCAGCAACCCCUGUUACUGGGGUGUGAUGGACCGAUAUGAAGCCGAGGCACUUCUGGAGGGCAAACCUGAAGGCACAUUCUUGCUCAGGGACUCUGCGCAGGAAGACUACCUCUUCUCUGUCAGCUUCCGCAGAUAUAACCGCUCAUUGCAUGCACGCAUUGAGCAAUGGAAUCACAACUUCAGCUUUGAUGCUCAUGACCCAUGCAUUUUCCACUCCUCAACUGUAAGUGGUCUGCUGGAGCAUUACAAGGAUCCUAGCUCGUGUAUGUUUUUUGAACCUUUGCUCACAAUGCCACUACACAGGACAUUUCCUUUUAGCCUGCAGUACAUCUGUCGUGCAGUAAUCUGUAGGCGUACCACCUAUGACGGAAUAGGCCUGCUUCCUUUGCCGGCUGCUCUGCAGGACUUUUUGAAGGAAUACCAUUAUAAACAAAAAGUUCGAGUGCGAUGGCUUGAGCGAGAACCUAUCAAGGUCAAAUAAAAAUAAUUGAAUAAAUAACAAAACAGAACCGCAGUAAAAGAAUGAACGGUGUCCAAACAUUUUUUUUUCUUCUCCUUCCUCCUCUUCUUCAGGACAGGCCUCACACAAGAGGAAAGACUAUAUGUUUUUUUGUGUUUUUUUUUCUUUCUGUUCUUUAUGGUUUGUAUUUACAUCAUAAAAAUAGCCUCUGGCAAGUAAAUAGUUAGAAUCCAACUUUGUUGUCAAAACAAAAGUUCAAAAAAAAGAUAAAAACCGUAGCCCUGUCACACUUCUUUCUGCUGCUACAUUCUAGAUAGGUACAUAAAUAACUAUCACGUCUGCUCUGUGCUAAAUAAUAAUAAAAUAAUAGGCUAAGCCUCUAGCAUGUGCACAUUUGGGGAAAGAUGCUUAACUGCAAGUUGUUUCUUUUUCAUUAAAUUUUGCAGUCCUGAAUUCUUCUUUUUGUUUUAGUACUUUUGGAAGUAUUUUGUCCUUUUUCCAAAGCAAUUAUUGGGCUCUUUAUGUGUCUGAUUGCAGUUUAAAAAAAGUGUAUGUGUUUUAAUAGAAAGUGAAGUCAUAAAAUGUACUGCAAAAACAUACAGGCUUCUUUUUGUGAAUUUUUUUUUUGUUGUUGUUUAAUUUGUGCAUUCUGUAAGGUCUGUGGCUUGCUUCCAUCUCUCUGUUAAACCCAACCAUUAAAAGCCAUGGUAAAUCGGGCACAUUUAUCUCAAUUUUACAAAUUUAGUUAAUCCUUCCAUUAGCUGUUCCUCUUCUUCUAAGAUCAUGCUCCAUGACAAGAACCGACUAAUAAUAUAUCUUUUUCCUUAUAUUUAACAUUCAUUUGCUUCCGGUAAUAUAUAUUUAGACAUUUUUCAUGAAAUAAGAAUUGUUUCUUUAUUUUUAAUUAGUCCACUAACAUUUCAUGUUGGUGCUUUGUUUCUUAGAGAAAAAGUGGUAAAAAAAAUCAUUUCAAUCAGGAAAUUCCCUUGAAUAAUGUUAUUUAUUUUCAUUACAUAUAAUAAGAAGUGAAUCCUUAACUGAUGCAAAAUUGUGGGAUGUAAUAGAGAAGAAAACAAUGUUGUUUUUUUUUUUUUUGUUUUUUUAGGGGGUGGGGGGCAGUCUUAAGGCUUUUAUGAAACAUAGUGAUACACACCUAUUAAUACGUUGAGGAUAGUUUCACAAAACAAGGAUUUUUUUUAAAGGGACCAUAUAUCUCUGCUAGCUUUAGUUACUGUAAACAUGUGCAGUUCAUUCUCAAAAUAUUAUUUAGGUGCUAUAUCUGUACCAGCAUUCAAGGGUCCAACAUUAUCCUUUCAGAGGUUUUGUCAUCUCAAAAUAUACAAACUGUUUAAUUUGCGACACCAUCUUGCCUUAUUUUGAAUACCACAUGACUCUCAUAUGUUGUGUUGUUUUAUGCAGGAGCACUGCACUUAGACACAGAAAAUCACCACCUUUUUUUACUUCAGAUUUAAGCACUUACAGUGAUUCACUGUAUCCCUUCCUGUUUCUAGGAAGAUUCUAACUAUUUUAAACUCUUUAUAAAAUUACAAAUGAUCUGCCCUUUAUGUAGCACAUUUCACAAUGAGUAUCAUUAUAAGUAUGACAUCACUGUUUAUUAAGCAACUACUAAUUAUUAAAAAUGUAUACUUCUGUAUAUAUUGUCAAUUAUAUUGUCCCUAUCAUGGGUAUUUAAAGUAUAUUUUAUUCAAAAUAAAGACUUUAGCAGCUAUAUAUUUACUUAUAUUUUUUCCUUCCAAUGAGAAAAAGAAGAAUGAUCCUUUUGACUUGAGUCAUUUUUAAUAUGGUGGGUAUGGACAUGUUCUUUAACAUUACAUAAUAUUUACCAGUACAUUUAUUUGCUUGCAAAUGCUUGUAUUGAAAGUGACUCGAGUACCAUUAGGUACAGGUAAUAAAAGUUGAUUGCCACAAGUUAAAAAGUGUAAUAUCUAAUACAUUUACAAUAGAUAAAGCUUUGAUAAUAUCAGUGUGCUUUCAAUCAAAAAGCAAUCCCCUUUAUGCGAUAAUCAUUACACAGUUAAACUGCUGUUGCCUUUUUGUAUUCUGAAAUGUAUUGUCUUUAAAACAUUAACCAACAUACUCUAAAUUUAGAUAUAAAAAUCUGAAACCCAAGAAGGAAAUUUGAAAAUGUUGUGCACUCAGUACAAUAAGAGCUCACUAACUGCUUUAUUUAAUAUGUUUGUACUAUACUUGCAUUCAUUACUGUACUGUUUAAUUUUUAAGUUGUGUGUCUGUCUGGCCAGAAUGAUUUGUAUUCAGUACUAACUCUCUCUAAUGCGCUACGCACUGGUUUGCCUCAAAAUGUGCCUUGAUAGCAUUUGUUCCUCCUCUUUUUUUGGUGCAGAAUACAGCAUAGUUUUUUCAUGCUUGGUAUUUACAGUAUGUUUUACUUUUUGAAGUUUCUUGUUACAGGCAUACAAGAUUGUUUAUCCAUUUAGGAGUUGGCAGAACUUUUUCCUUGUUUCACUGCAGGACUGCUUUUUGCCAAUAUUUUUUGAACUAAGGAUGGGUUUUUCAGAAGCUACAGUCCAGAAAAGACAGAUGUCUUGUUUUAGUUAUGCAAGGAUUUCCUUGAGUAUGCAUAACAUGAAGCAUUUUCAUCAAUUCAAUUUGAUGAAGUUAUUUUCUAAAUCAUUUACGACUCAGACUUAAAUAGACAAAAAUGUUGUUUAACAUGGAUGAUUGAAUUCUGUAAUUAUAAAUUAAGGAUUUUAAAAUAGCUUGUAAGUGAGCAAACUAAAAAAGAAUAAAGGGUGGACACUUGGGAAAAUAAUUAAAUAAUAACCUGUUCAAUGCCUUCGUAUAUGGCAUCAUAUGAAACAACAUUGCUGCUAUACAGUAUAUAUUAUACAAGGGUUAUAUAGUAGAUCUUUGCAGUGAUUAGUCAUUGACAUGCAAUGUUUGUUAUACAGCUUGUUAGCUAACAUGUGCUAUUUAUGUUAUGCAUGUAGUGUGUGUUUGUGUUUUUAUAUAUAAAUAUAUAUAAAAAAACACAAAUGUACACAAACGUAUUCAGUACUAGUCAAAAAAGUUGCAGAACACCAUUUUUCCAGUUGUUAUUGAAAUUUAAGCAGUUCAAGUCCAGUGGAUGACCAGAAAAUACUACAAAGGUAAGCAGUAAACCUCCUAAGGUUUAAAAAAAAAAGUUUUUUUUAACCAAAAACUAAAAAAUAAUAAAUUUUCAGAGUUAUACAAAAAAGCAUUGUUAAGAGAACAAGUUUAUAUCGCUUUUUUUCAACAGUGUAAGUUAAUUAAUCCUUGAAUGUUGAUCCAAACGGCUCCUACAGGUGUCUUAACGUCUGUUGAUUAUGUACAAACAUUAUUUCUGUAUAAAAGUGGUAUUUUACAGAAAUACUGAAUACCUUAAUGGGACGAAAAAGAUAAUUAACAAAGGAAGACAGUCAGACCAUUGUAACCCUCAAAACUGUGGAGAUCUUUCCUUUGGUGAAACUGCAAAGAAAGACAAGGUGUCAGUGAGUACAGUUUCCCAUACCAUCAAAAUAAACUUGAAAACUUGAGGAAGCUGAGAGGAGCAGGUCUUACAGACCUAAAGCCACAACAGAAUCAAAAGACACAUUUCUGAGAGUCAGCAUGUUGUAUAACAGGCACCUCGCAGGACUGUGUUUAUAAUAAGCAUUAUUUUAAACUGUGAAAGGAAGGCUUUGAUAUGCAGGUUUGACAGAUCAAAUCUUAGUAAGAAAGCCAUUUGUAAAAUAGAAAAAUAAGAAAAAGAGGCUUACCUGGGCCAAGAACCACCACCACUCUCCAUGUACUUUGAAAUUAAACCGUAGAACAAAUACACAAAUGGCAAUUAGUAUACUGCACAGCUGUUACCAUGUAAAGUUCCUGUACAGUACAGUAAAUGAUUCUCAGAAAAUUGUUUUCUGAUUCUGUUAUUUCUCUGGGUCUGCCAGACUUGCUCUUGUCAGUUACCUCCAUUUUCGGGUUCCUUUGAUGGUGUAGGAAACUACUCACUGACACCUUGGCUUUUUUGCAGUUUCUCUAAAGGACAGAUUAAAGCAUUUAAGAGUUAUUAUAGUCUGUCUACCUGUAUGUCUUUUCUUUUAAUGGCUUUUUUCUUGCUAAUUUGAUUGCUGUAUAUAGUGCAGUGUUGACCAACAUAAUACUUCAGAGGGUAUAGCAAUCCAGUUUGUUCCAACACUUUUAUACAAUUAGAGGUUUUGUAAGUAAUCUACAGAUAUUAAAAAUGUGCAUCAUCUUUCAAGGUUUAGUUACAGUAACUGUAAUUGCCACAAAAAAGUGUUACUUGUUAACCUAUUACUUGUUCCCGGAGCAAAGCUUUUUGUACAACUCUGAAAAUUAAAUCAUUAUUCAGUUUCUAUUAAUGUAAACUUUUUUUUUUUAUUAUUGUUUUUAACCUCUGGAAUUUUACAUCUUACCUUUGUACCACUUCAGGUUAUUCACUGGACGUGAAUUUCUUAAAUAUCUAUAAAAAUGGAAGAAUUGGAGUUUUAUAAAACCUUUGACCAGUUAUCUAUAUGUCACACACACAGAAAUAGUAUAGUGUAGUAUACAAAUUCACCAUACAGCAGGGUUGAGGUUUAAUGGCACUAUCAUUGAAGAUUAAUAAAAACCUGUAUCAGAUAACCAGCCUUGAAAUUAACAUAUCUUAUUUUCAAAUCGUUGGGAAAGUGAAGGCUUGUAUUCAAUUACAGUUAUUCCAAAAUAUUUUAAAUUGAAUGUUACUUAUUUUUUGUUUGAUGAAUUGCAUUCAAGACUUGCUGGUCAUUCUAAACUGGCCUGGUUUGGGCAUUACUGCAAACUAAUAUAAUCUAGUACCCCACCCAGGAUUGUUUCCUGUCCUGUAUUGAAGGAAUUGAUUUUUUUUUUCCCCCUGUGUCAGUAAUUUAUGUAUUGCUUUUAAAGUGUGUUUAGAGUCAGUGGUAUGAUGUUCUUCAUUUACAUCUCCAUUAGUGCCAAUUGGAUUAUGUAAAUUACAGGAAUUUCAGAUUCAAUCUCAUCUUAAAGUAGAAUACCAACCAAAAUUUCAGUUAUGUUAGUUGAACUGUAACCUCUUCAAUUGUUUCUUGUCAAAUUAUUUUUGCCUAAACUUUCCAAAUUAAUUGUUAGCCUGGAAAUCACAGCUCAGCAGUGUGAAGACUUGGUUUCCCCAAGAUUCAUCCUGACAUUGCAGCUCCACAGCUUUCAACCAGUGACGCUAAAUUUCAUCUUUUAAUUUUUAUAUGUUUUCCAUAUACAUUAAUACAUAUUUCUUUUCUAGCAGUUAUGAAAAAAGUUUAAUUUUUAAUUUGUGUGUGUGAGUUUGCAGACAUAUAAAGUACAUGUAUUAAUCUGAAACCCCCUGGUGACAGAACUCUUAUCGGGCAAUCUCAUUCAUUGGUAUACUAAAGUCUGCUCUCUGUACCCUUUGAGUUAGCAUACAGGGCCCUGCACUUUGCACCUAUCUGACAAUCGUUCAUCUCCAACAUCAAUAAAUACUCUGUGCUACAAAGGGGCAUAAUAUUCAUGUUAAUCUGAUUUAGAAGUAUCUGCUGUACAUUUUGAGCGUUAGAAUAAUCAAUAUUUUCAGUUUUAUUUUGUUUAUUUGUCCAUAACAUUAAGCUUUAAGGCAUCUAAUAAAACACUUUGUAUGUGAAAUGUUACUCUGAAUUCAAGUUUCCAGGGUCAAAUCUCUCUAAACCUUUAUCACCUGGGGUGACUCCAGUCCAUGUGAAUGAUUAUCUCAAAACUGCUUAAUAUUUUGUGAUAAUGGUCACAUGGAAACAUGCUAAACACAAAUGUGUUGUGUUUUAAUGCCAUUUAAAUGUUUUUAUUCUUACAUUAAUGAUUGUUGCAUUUUACAUUAAAAAAUGAAACCUAUUUUGACAGAACUGGCACUAACCUGUAGUUAAUGUAAUAAGUGACAGUGUGAGUACAGUUCUUUCAGUCAUUAAUUAUGCUUUGUUUUUUAAUAAUGCUACUCAUUCUGGGCAGUUGUACAAAGCAUUUAAUAUCUUGGAAUUAGAGUGCUUUUUAGAAAUGUUAGCAUAUUGUUAAAUAGAAUAAUGAAGGCUACAGCUCUUUUAAGUCCACAAGUGGGUCUCUUGUCUAGAUGAACCUUUGACUGUUUGUAGUAAAAUUUGAAACUGAGGUUCCACUGGUGGUGUUAGUGUUUAUACAGACCUGUCUCAAAUUUACCAAAGAAUGAAAACUGACAUUGGCAAAUUGAAUUAUCUUCUAUUAUAACUGAAUAAAGUGCACUUUGUUCUUGUUCGGGGUCAUGUUUCUGUAGUUUAAAUAUUCAAGUUUUUUCUUUUGUCUUUGUCUGAAAUGUGCCUUCUGAAAAACCCAGUAUUUUAUUAGUAAACAUGUAAAUGAUUCAUUUGUUUCAUAUAACAUCUAUAGCAGACUUUUUAUUUUCUAUGAACAUUUGUGAUAGUUCCAUACACUAUUACUCAUGCUUCUGUAUAAAUUAAACCAUUAACAAAAUUAUAAUGAAAGAAUUUAGGAACAGUUGUGAUAUUACAGGUUACUUUUAGUAUGUUUAUAUUUUCUAAACUACUACUGCAUUUUUAAGUAUCUACAUGUUGUCAUUUUCAACAAAAAUUGAUUUUUUUUUAAUCCCACCAGCAUGAUUAUCUUAAACAUUUCUCCAGUCUAUAUUGACACAGUCUCUGUUACUUGUCUUUUUAGUAUCCCUUCUCUGUGGGCUUGCAAAACAGUUUCCUGUGAAUUCUGGUGUUUUGCCACACCUGAGCUAUUUUCGAAUAAUCCUCCUCUUUGCUUACAUGUCCAAUAAUUGCUGUGUAUGGUGCCAACGUCCAGGGUGAAACACUGAUGUCAGCAGGAUUUUUUGUGUGAUUAUAUACAUGCACACUGAGCUCUAAAUAUACAUUAGCUUCAAAUUAGCUUUUGCUAAAAGUAUCUACCCGGCUGCAUUUGUUUUACUUUAUGUCUUGGUCUGAGUGCACUGUUGACAUUCUGCUGUUACCUUCCUUAGGUAAUAAUGUCAAAUUACUUUCAUAUUAUACUACUGCCCUUUUUCUCUUUUCCAUAUGUACCUAUCAUAGUAUUUAGUGCAGUAUUCUUUAACAACAUAUGCAAAAGUGUAGAGGUAAUAAAAAUGACUGCCUGGUCCUAAGCUUGUUUACAUUCAAAGAUAUGUAUUUGUUAAUUAAGAACAUUAGAAAAUGAGUAUAAAAGCCCAUCAUUUUCAUAUAUCUAUAAUAAACUAUUUGUACACUGACAUUUACACACAAGUAAUCUCGUAAAGCUUUGUAUUUGUUUUCAGUUUAUCUGGUGUUUCACUAUUAUAAUCAUACUGAUUUAUUAAAGUCCCAGAAAAUCUUCAGUGCAGAAAGAAUAAGGAUCCAAAGAAGCAAUACCAUCAGUAGCCCCUCAUGAUGGAUUGCUAUAUAAAGAGAGCUGCAGUUUAUUAUUUACAAAUGCCACAUAAUGCAAUUGUGGUUUAGAAGGUUGAAGGGAUGAAAAUGUAAUGUGUUUCUGCUUUACAGUCGAAAGCUACAGAAACUCAAAUAAGAUCACAUUACACUUGCACUGCAGGAAAUAGAAUUCCUCUUGUUUACUGGAAAUAUUUUAGGUGCAAUAAUUGGAGAAAUGCAAAAUAUUGGGGCUACCUUGAAUUAGUAAAUGAAUGGAUGCCACAGAGCUAAUGAAUUGACGUUGUCCUGGUAUUUAUGUACAAGACACUUUAAAACUAUCUGCACUUUCAUUAAAAUAUCUGUGCUUAUGUUUAGUGCACAGAUACCUCUUGCAGUGAAGAUGUUUGCAGCAUUGCAAUGCACAUUGUAUUCUCAACUCAAAUUAUUUAAAGCAGCUAUCAGUUCUACAAUUACGUCUCCCUGUUUAUCAUAUUCUGAGCACUUGGUCUUGGAAUAUGGGGCAUUUUUAUCUAUACCUUAUUCAGUUUACUUUUUAUUCAUUUGCUAUGCUAUUAUUUUACAGAAAUCACAUCCGUGAACAUUUUGAAUUGCAGAGAAAUAAUAAUGACUAAAAUUAUUAUUAAAAUGCAGAAAUUUAAAGUCUGAGUAAAUUGUAUAUUAGUUAUUUUUGGACUUAUUUUGGAGUAUAUUUCUGUGCUCAAAUUUAAAUAUAUAAGGAAGAAAAAAAGAUUCUGUACACAUGCAUAUUCUGAGCAGGAGAGUGCCGAAGGUCUAGGAGUUCUUUUUAGGCUAAAUAGUCCUCCCCACACCCUCUAGGAUUAAUUUGAAACCCUACGCUGGAAUAAUGUUCAUCAUAACUGCACAUUUAUUUAACAUAGUGCCUGGCUGGCUGGUUUCAACUAAUAUAUAUAUACUCUUUAUUUGUGCCAGUAUUGCUUUUGUGAAACAUUAGAAUUUUGAAGAAGUUGCUUCAUGCUGUAUGUCCAUACCCCCUUCUAACUAAACAGCAUUGCAUUAAAUCACCUGUUACUGUUUUGCUCCAUUGUUGUUUCUGAAGUAAUUUUCCCUUAAUUGUUUUUCUCGAUAAUAUUAGAUGCAUCUAAUAUUAAAUAGCUGUCCGUUAGUUUGUACUAGGAUGUAUAGUUUUCUGUUGCAUUGAACAGCUGUGUUUUUGAAUAAAGAAACUUUAUAGAACAGUGACUUUUACAGUAUCUUAGUUCAAGUCCAAACUGAGAUUCCUGCAAACUUUAUAUUGCAGUAAACAGGUUCACAAAAUAAGAUUGUCCCACGACAGUACUCAUCUAAAGAUAAACUUAAUCUCAAGUGGACAAUAUAUAUUUUAUUAAUAUUCUUCAGUAGCAUUACAAUAAGAAAUGUGCAUCCAUCCACACAUGGUUUAUUACUUUAAACCAUUUUAAAAUGAUACAAUUAUUUGUAAAGUCAAUCCAAUAUUUACCAAGAGAUGCUUAGUCUGGUGUCUUACUUAAAAGGUAAUAAGGUCCUAAGCAUACCUCAGGAAAGAUGACACCUUGUAAAAUUCAAGAUGGUAUUGAGUUGUUCCAUGAUUUUCUUUUCGUACUUUCCCAGUCCUCAAUGUGGCAAAUCUAUGCACUUAGAGCCUCAAAAGUGCAUUUAUGUGAAAUAUUACUCUUGACAUGUUAUGUUAUCCGUUAUAGUCAUCCACUCAUAUUUUUGCCCUUGAAUUCAUUUUGGGUUCUCGGAUCAGGAGCUGAAGCUCUGUUAAAAGUAAUUUGUUAAACUUCUAUAUCUUUUCAUACAUUAGAGAUGCUUAAUCUACUUGAAGAUAAUACAUGCCCUCUUGUAUUGUGGAAGAAACUAAUUUUGAACACAUUUGCUGUACCACUGUUUUGAAACAGAAACGUUAUUAAACGUUAAGAGCUUUUAUAGAGGUGCUAGACGAGAGCAUGGUGUGACUCUCUCGACAAGUUGUUGAAGACCAGCCUUCAUGUACUGACAAAAAUCACACUAUCCUAGAGUGCUAAAAACUUCUUUACCAGCGUACAUGAAUUCUCUGUUGUGUUAACUGGCAUUUAUAGGUUAAUUCUGGAGGUAUCUUGUUUGUGCCAUGAAAUCUGUGAGGUUUGUUACAGUUAUGUAUGAAAAAGGUGUAAUAAAAAUGGUAAAUUUCUGCAAUUUCAAAGCCUAUUUAACUCUUUCAUCGUUUUAAGUAUUUUAUUGUCCUAAAUGCACUUUUAACUGGGAGAUGGUAUCUACUAUACAGCUGCACAACUGUUUGCUGAAUCUGUCUAAAAACAAAAGAAAAGUUACAAGUUAUCCACAAUGUGCUGUCACUAUUUCAUAUGCUAAAUUGUUACAGAAGGAAGCCGUAAAGCUAGUUAUUUGCGGUCCAGUUUAUUGAAGUGUUAAAUUAAAUCUUUGCAUUCAUGCUAUGUUUUGUCCAUUCUAGUGCAGUACAUUUUUUGCAUGUUUUUUUUUUUACUGAUCCACCUUCAGUUUCUGUGCUCUCCUAGUCAGUUUUGCAAGUGUUUGGUUUUUUUUGUUUUGUUUUUUUCGGUAUUAUUUCUGCUCACUGUGUUACUUCCUAAGCAUUGAAUUGCUUUAAUAGAAAAAGUAUACCUUGCCCGGAUGUAUAAAUCAGAGGUUGAUCCAUUUUCAUUUACAAGAUUUAGACAAAUUUCAUUAUUGCACUUGCAUUCUGAAAUGAUUAUGUUCAAGACACUGGACAGCAUUCAGAAAAGCAUGAUGGUAUUCUGCAGACUUCUUGACCACAAUUGCCUUAUUUCAUGUAAUUGGUGUGGUGACUGUUUCUGUUAUGGUAGUAAAAUCUCAAUGGUCAGCAGGGCAACUUUGUAAUGAUACAGUAUGCCACUUUUUACUGUGUUUCUAUAGGGGACAAGGCUUGAAUUUUUACUGCCAAUAUGUAUGUUCAUAUGAAGAAGUGUUCAGAGAUUCUCCAAAAUAUUUCCCCUUUUUGUUAAUAUGACUGUUCUAGUUAUGUAUCUGCAGUCCACUGUAUUUUAUUAUUUUUAAAAGGAUGUUCAUAUGUCCUUGUCUUCAUAUGUAUGGUGUUACACAGUUGCUUUCUGUUUUAGAUGAUACACUUGGUGCUUUCACUGUUGCUACAUUUGUCUUAAUAUACAAAAUAAAAAUUAAACAUUUAAGCAUAA
Molecule: messenger RNA, 12620 nt
Organism: Polypterus senegalus (gray bichir)
Lineage: Eukaryota; Metazoa; Chordata; Cladistia; Polypteriformes; Polypteridae
Gene: socs5b
Product: suppressor of cytokine signaling 5b
Exons: 4
Coding region: 449-2110 (553 amino acids)
Biological process (GO): phosphatidylinositol phosphate biosynthetic process; intracellular signal transduction
Cellular component (GO): phosphatidylinositol 3-kinase complex
Molecular function (GO): 1-phosphatidylinositol-3-kinase regulator activity
Source: RefSeq, a predicted model, not a curated record